This is a messenger RNA of Daldinia loculata, 1233 nucleotides long. Its product is annotated as putative O-methyltransferase. Lineage: Eukaryota; Fungi; Ascomycota; Sordariomycetes; Xylariales; Hypoxylaceae. The record is from RefSeq and is a predicted model, not a curated record. Bases 1 to 1233 code for a protein of 410 amino acids. Gene Ontology annotation, molecular function: O-methyltransferase activity. The transcript is spliced from 6 exons.
AUGUCCGACGAACAACAUUCAAAAGGGAAUUCCCGCCUAGAUAUACAACCAUUGGAUCUCAGCAUAGCAUUGAAGCCGUGCGACAUCGCCAGCGUCGGCACGCACGUGGAGAAAAUCAACAAACUAGCAACCUCCACUUCUCUUGGUGAUAAUAAUGUAAGACUCGAACUAGCAGAAGCUGCUAGACGCUUAGUAAGAGCUCUAGAAACUCCGCGUGAGACGAUGAUAAAGCAUUGCUGGGCACAGGCCAUGGUUAAAGAUGGUGGCAGUAGUAGAACGGCUGCCGAGCUUGCCCGCGCUGUCGGUGCCGAUCCUACUCUCGUAGCCCGGUUCCUCCGUCACCUUAGUGCCAUGGGAUAUGUGGAAGAGACUGGUGCCGACGAGUACGCGCCAACGAACUUUACAAUAUCCCUCUGCAUACCUAUAAUCAGUGCUGGCUACCCUCUAUUGUCGGGUGGUAUCCUCGCUUCGAAUAUCAAAUUCCACGAGUAUAUAAAAAAGGCUGGGUAUGAGGUUCCUAACAACAUGCUGUCCGGGCCUUUCCAAUAUGCCUAUGACACAGAUAAGAACUUGUUUGAGCAUCUUCAAGCCAAUCCUCCCUACGGCGAUCUGUUCAACCUUCAUAUGGCCGCAUAUCGUCAGGGGCGAGCAAGUUGGAUGGACCCCCAAUUCUUCCCAGUUCAGGAGAAGCUCGUCGAUGGGGCAGACCCGCGUAAGGAAGCCGUGUUCUUGGUCGAUAUUGGGGGUUCGAUUGGGCAUGAUAUGGAGGAGUUUCUAACUAAGCAUCCGUCUGUACCCGGCCGUCUUGUAUUACAAGAUUUGCCAGCUGUACUUCAACAAAUCAAUACUCUGGAUGAGCGAAUAGAGCAGAUGGAGCACAAUUUCUUUGACGAACAACCUAUUAGAGGCAGUAGGGCCUAUUACAUGCACUCCAUCUUACACGACUGGCCUGAUGAGCAAUGCGUAGAAAUUCUAACUCAACUUUCUAAGUCUAUGGAACCAGGAUACAGCAAGUUCCUCAUCAAUGAAAACGUAAUCCCGCCACGCCAUGCGUACUGGGAAGCUACAGCUCUGGAUAUUAUUAUGAUGACUGGCUUCUCAUCUAGAGAGAGAACAAAGCAUGAGUGGGAAGAUCUACUCGGGGCGUCUGGACUACGUAUCUGCAACAUUACUGUCGAUAACAGAGUCGAAAGUCUCAUCGAGUGCGAGCUAGAUACGAAAGAGCUUUCUUAA